GCGCUGCGAUAGUGGUGUUUGGGGAGGAAGAAAAAAGUCUCUCUCGCUCUCGCAUUUCUUCGCACCCCUGUCAAUGUUGCGACUGCGGCUCUGAAAACAGGCAAACUGCUUCCUAAACAGUUAAAAAAUCGACAGCUACGUAAAUAGUCAAGUUAGGGGUUGCGGAAAAACGGGACAAUUUCCUUCAAAUCGCAAGGGAAAGUACAUCGCCAGUCGGUGGAAAAGCAAAGGUACAGCGACGUGUGUGUUCACGCUCUGCCAGCUCGGUAAUACUCAACCAGCCACCAGCACAGGAGGCUCUCCAUUCCACUUCCGAGGGCAAACUCUGCGCGUGAAAAUGUCCCCGCAAGGAAUUUGGUCCGAAUUUGGUUGAAGCACGGAAGUGAAAUUGUUAUACGAUACGACGUGUGUUUGUCGUUUUUUUAUAGAGAUUCGCAGAUUCGAAAAGUGCAUACGAGUGAAAAAUAACAAAUACAGGAAAAAAGCAAAACGGUAGAAUUGAGAAAAAAAGGUUCAAUUUUUGCCACCAUUUCACACCAGCGAACGCCGUCCCGACGAUAGAUAAAUAGUGCAAUAGAAAGAGAGAAAAAGAGAGAGAGAGAGUGUGUGCGGCAGCUGUUUGUGCUCCGAAAUAACGAACAGCAGGAGUGUUUUACUUUGCUUCAACUUAUUCUUCUUCUUCUUCUUCUUCUUUGGUGUUGUGCUCCAAAAGAGCAUCGCCAGUGAAAAAGUGAACUUUUGCAUUGCAACCCCCCCACUCCCCAUAACCCUCGUGUGUUGUUCUGUUGUCGGGAGGUGUGUGCAGACAAGCGGCAAGCAGAACAACUCCACUCUGCACACACACACACAAACACAUACACGGAGUGCUGGGAAAGCAAGGGAGGCAAUUUUCCUGCUCAAUGCAAUACGCGCCUUCGCCGCAGCUAGUACGCAGCAUCCAGCAGAGCAGCAGUAAGGAGUGGUGUGUGUAUGUAUGCUUAAGUGCGUGUGACUUCGAUUGUUCAACCUAAAACAACCCCCCUUCGGUGUGAAAAACCGGCGUGCUGGGGGAAAAUCAUAAGCAAAUAAAGUAGAAUAAAAGCUCCAAGGGGAAAACCACACCAACCCAAACGAAGGGAAAAGCUUACAAAGGCGAGCUUGGUGGUGGUGUGAAUGUGUGUGAUGUGGGGUGUGCAAGCAGUGUGUAGGGUGGUGAAGAAUUGUCUCGCUCCCAUGUGAAAAGCUCUCUUUUUCCCGUCCCCGAGAGCCAGUGCCUAUUUUCUCGACGGAGUGCAUUUUUUAUACUUGCAAAACGAGAAGCGUAACAGUGUUUGGCGGCCCCCGAAGCAUAUUUGCCCCUCAAGUGCGUCUUUGGUGUGUGUGUCUGCGUGUGUAUGGAGAUGGAUCGCUAACCGAAAAUAAAACAACAACAGCAAAAGUGUAUCUUGUUUCAGGGAAGUUUUCCACCGCAGCAACUGCCCACGGUGGUCGGUCGCAGUAGGCCUUUUUUUCAUUGUUUGUUUUUGCUGUCUGGGCUGGGCAGCGGGAAAAGCGUCGCCGUCGUUCGGAAGGCAACCAUGCUGUAGUAGCAACAAUAGAGGUGCGCGCACACUUCUGACACACAUACACCCACCCACGGCAAUACGGGGGUGUGGAAAACAGUGGCAGUUGCGUGCGAGACAGCCGGGUGAAGUGAAAGGAAAAGCGCUGUGUACGCUUCUUUGUUCGUGUGCGUGUUUUUGCGGUGGAAGCGUAAAGCGCAACAAUAACAUCUGUUGGCGGGAGUGGGAAGUUUACCCCCUUAAGAGCAGAAGUGUCCGAAUAGUGUCGUCUACACGCGUGUGUGUUUGUGUGAUCGUGCAGUGCGUGGGAGGUACAACAACAGCAACAGCGAGAGGAAAACGCCACCAGACGCCCGUGGUGACGCGUUGCGGAAAAUCAGGCUCAACCCAUAGUGAGAAAAAGUGAAAAUCGCACCAACGAUGGCGAAUCCGAGGAAGUUUAGCGAAAAGAUUGCGCUACACAAUCAAAAGCAGGCGGAGGAGACGGCCGAAUUCGAGCGGAUCAUGCGGGAGGUGUUGGACGUGACGUCGAAGGCGUCCAAGAGUGCCAACCUGUCGCCGACGACGGGCACGCUGGGCACGUUUCGAGGCGGUUCCCUGCCCAACGUCAAUAAUGAAAACAAACAGUACCAGGAAAAGGCGGACGAUGGUACAAACCUGACGGAGCUGAAACCCUACACGCAACCGGAAACGAUCAAGGUGAAAAAGGAAAUAUCUCCCAAAGCCAGCACACCGAGCCAUACGAGAGAAUCCAGAGGGCGAACGCCUGGAGGACCCAUGCGUAAUCGGCAAUCGAGUCGAAACCAUGACACGUCACCGUACGGCAACAGUACGGUUCAUUUAAUUCCCCCGAUGGAAAGCAACUGGCACCGUUCGAUCUCGGAUUCGGCAAUCCACCAGAGUCUCUGCCAAAAUCAGCAACAAGACGCCACCCAUCUGACCACUCACACACCUCUAACGCUAAGCCCAACAGUGCAAAGAAAGAUUUCAAAUGCUCAACACAUUUCGAAAGUACACAACAACCACAUGACCAACAACCAUCAUAAUCAUCACCAUCAUCAUCACCAUCCGAGCAAUCAUCACGAUAACGGAUCGACGCAGGACAUCCGGUCACGCUCCUCUACCGCCCUGCCCAGGCUACCCGGCAUCAACAUCUACCCGUCGCAGAACCAUCCCGACAGUAUACAGAUACCGAUACCGAGCAACACGGGCUCGUUACCCGACCUGACUUCCGUCGGUUAUCCCUCCAUGUAUCCGGCAACGUUGGAUCAAGAGUACGAUCCGAACGGACAAAACCACAGUUACUGUCCGAGCCCGCUCGGUACCUCACCCUCGUCGCUUUCACCAACCUCUGCCAUCCAGAACCAUCACCACCAUCCGCACCCGAGAGCGAACAGUUUCAGCGGUGGCGUCAGUAGUGCGACCGGAGGAAACGGUUCCGGUGGUGGAGGAGGAGGCGGAGGAGGAGGAGGCAGCAGUGGCGGCAGUGGCAACAGUGUUGGAGGCGGCUAUCCCAUUCCGACCAGCCAUGCGAACAGUGGGUCCGUCAGCCCGACCGGCAGCGGUAUCAGCUGCAGUCCCAGUGCGUCGUCGGUGGCCCCGAUCGCAAACAUGGGGAACGCUGUGAAUCACAACAAUGGCGCAACGCUUAACAAUGGCAUUAAGGGAAAGAAAGCAAAGCCACAAACCAUCUCUAGUCAGCCUUUUUUAUCUGUACCAGAUAGUAAUAGAUAUUCGUUUAUGUCGAAGGUCAACAAUACUUAUGACACUAAUCAGCAGCAGUCAGUGCAACAGCAGCACCAGCAACACCAGCAACAACCACAAGCACAGUCUCCACAGCAGCAGCAGCAGCAACAAGCACAACAGCAGCAGCGAAUACCAACGCUGGAUCAGAUAAGCUACGAUAGCUUCACUCAGAUCACCGACGGUCUGGCGUCGCCCAACCAGAACUCACCCGAAAGCAUACUGUACGGAUCUCAUGGAAAUAUGUCCCCGCAAAUUAUGUCGGACUAUCGAACCCGACCCAGUCCCGGCUCCAGUCCAGGGCUUGCGCUAGUGAACAAUCCCGAUUCCAACUCCAGUGCACCCUGCAGUCCAGUGUCCCACACGGUGGGCAGUAACAAUGGACCAACUUACGAUAAAUAUCCAACCAGUGACGUUUACGUACAGAACACCCUACCACAGUAUUUGGAACACAUCACACUGGACUGGACUACGCUGGUUCAGAGUCUAGUAGAGUCCGGAUGUACAUUAACCGCGCAAGUGCAGGGUGAUACCGACUUUACCACCAAUCAAAUGGUCUUUAGCGGGUUUGAUGAAACCUACUUGACGAUGAACAAUGGUCUCGGUAUACGCACUCACACCGGCCAUGGCAAUGGGCACACGCAAGUCCACCAGACAGCGACGCAGCAGACGAACCAGCUUAACUCGAUCAACUGUCAGAAUAUGCAGAAUAUGCAAAACACCAACAUGAGCAACAUGUACAACGGGACGACGGAACCGCUGCUCAGCCUGCCCAACACCCAAUCGCUUAUUGAGCCCCAAACGCCCACGAUACCGGAGAUCGUUUUUACAGAUUAUUCGACUAGGGACGAUUUCGAGGCAGACCUUGGGCUUGGUCAUAUGGAUUUCCAAAGCAUCCAGAUGCUCUCCGACACCAGCACGAUGAUUGACCCGAUGGACGAGGACAGCUUUCGACGAGAUUUACAAUAGUGCGAGGCCAACUGGGACGGCUUACCGAACGACUUCUAUUAGCCCGAUGCGCUAGCUGACCCAGGCCGUCGAACCAGGCACCCAUACUGGCGAGCGACAGAAAUACAAACGACAGACGACACAACACGCAAACACACAUACACUGUUGUGGGUGGGUGGGUGGAGGGAAAUAGUUAAUGAGUAACUGUUACUUGAGGCUGACCGCAAACGUUGAUAAACUAUAGUUAAGGAUAAGGUGUGUGUGUGUGAGAGUGUGAAGUGCUGUUAGCGUACGGCGAGAGUUUGUAGUAUACCAGGAUCAUAUAGAAUAGUGGACAGCUGUGCAAAAUGCUUAUGUUUUAAGGUUGAGUAACAAAACCUUUCCCCACGUUGCGUGUGCAUUGACUAAGUGUUACAUUAACUAGAUGUGUUUUAGAACUGGUUGGUGUAAAGGUGUGCAAAUUAAUGUUUAGUUGAGGGCGAGAAACAACACUUUCCCGUGGAUGUUGUGACAUUUUUGUGAAGAGCAUUGUUUAAACAUUGUUUCACAAACAGUUUCCUCCAAUGUUGUCUUUCCCAUAUGGUGAUAUGGUGUAUUUUUUUUUACAUUUAUGUUGUUUCCUCCUGUUGGUCAAAAGCAUUAUUGCGAUGAGAUUUAGAUAAAUGCUCUGAGGGGAAAAAUGUUUUCCCCCGUUUUUAUGGUCAUACUUAAUGGAAAGAAGUAAAUCUGUUUGGUCAUUGCAGACACAUUGCAGUUACAAUGUUUCUGUUUGCUUCACGGGUAUGCAACGGAAAGCAAAAGUAUAAUUUAAACGAGCUGAUUUACUAAAGAUUUGGUAAAACUGAUUGUCACAAAAGCACAAAAGCUUCGUACAGAGUACCUCGAUGCCUUUGCUUGAAUUACGAUUUUACUCCUGCUCUAAACGAAUGCUGUUCUUCAUUUAAAGAGUCAUAGAUGAACUCUUGACCAAGCGAUAGGACGAUGAAAAGUGCUAGCUCGAAAAAGGAGCAAGUUUGAGAGAGAAAGAGAUGCUUAGAGAGACGAACGUGUUUAAUAAAAGGAAGGUUAAGUAAGUGAUGUGGUCCAUCAGUUAGAUUGCAAGCAGCAAGGAAAACUCUCGAGUAAAUGUAAAACUGUUUUCAUGCCGAAUUAAUAAAAAAACAACAAAAAAACAAAAUCUUAUGCCGAACACAGAUGUGCUGCGAGAUGAAAACAAAAUAAGAAAAAAAAAACAACAACCCCCCCUGGAAAGUAACGUUCUCUGUGUAAUGCUCUGUUUUUUAAUGUCACUAAAGCAUUAAACAUAAUGAAAACAAACAAAAAAACAUUGUGCUAUUUACUGAUAAUAAAAGGGAUGAUAAGCUCUAGGUUUAGGAGUAGAUAAAGACUAAUGCAAGUUUAGUUAGGAAACGAAAAAAGGCAGACAAAAGGAACGAAUGAAACAUGAUAAUAAAGUUUGUGAGAAAAAAAAAUACAACACACACACGUAGCAACAAAAGGUCAAUACGCAGCGAAACGGAACCCGAACGAAAUGAGAAAAUGUUCAGGGGGAUAGGGGGCAGACUAUACUUAAUUAGGCCUUUUUUUGUUGUUUCUACGACCAACGAACGCGCGAUGGUUAAGUAAAUGAUUUUUUAUUAUCGUUUUGUAAUGUUACAACGCGACUGUUGUGUUUACAGCAGCAGUUUGAUCAACUCAAGCAGACUUUGUGUUUAGUUCGUUUUGCAUUUAACAAAUCCCCAUUUGUUGUUUCUUUUUCUGUGCUUUGUUUUCCCUUUCGCUACCUGCAACCCAGUCGUCGGUUGGUUGGCGGGUCAGGCUGUGCGUGAAUAAAUGAUAAUGCUAGGUGAUCCGAUUGAAAGGAUAACCACCCCCUGCCCAGUGGUAUGGUACACAACAAGCAAACGACACAUACGAACGUAACGAACAAUAGUUAGAUAAAUGGCCAAUGGCAAAAAGCUGCGGGGUAGCGCGAUUGACGGAGAAUGUAUUGCAUGUAAAAAUAUCGUAACAUAUCAAACUGUACGAAACACAUUGUUUGUUAGCUUUAUUCAAUUCGAUUCCCCCGAAUCGACGAUAAUAAAUCACAUAAAUGCCGAUCGAUUCCACCCCCCCCCCCCUCUUCUAGAGGACGAUGGGUUAAGAUGCUCUAACUUCGGUGGAACGUAAACCCACAGGUCACAGAAUCGAUAGUUAGUUUAACCAAUUAGUUUUGGUUAAAUUAAAAUUGUGUACAAAAGUACAAAAAAAUAACACGUAAUAUGUUAAACACUUUCAAUGAAAUCAUAUACUGGACGUGUUGCAAAACAAAAGGCAGAAAGCAGACAGCAGGAAGUGAGUAAAUCGAAAUCCACUCAGCAUUCUUUUAGUGUCACUGUUAAAUACUGGUUUCGUUUGUGUUUGUUGAUAAAUUCGGCGUUUUCAAUGUCCGUGUGGUUAAUUGUUCCUGAGACGAAAAUGAUCCGAUCGGAUAAGCGUGUGUGUCUGUGUGUGUCACACUUUUGCGCUGUGAUUGAGCGAGCGGGUUUUUGUUUUUCGUUGCCUUUUUUACAUUGAGCGAUGUUUGAUGACAGAGUAAGGAGAAGAAUCAAUUUCAACGCUGUACAAAAUGCUCUCCCUUUAAACAUGCUACACUCGUGAAUCGAUAGUGUCAAUGGCUGGGUACGCAUUUCCCGUUUUCUAUCUAUUUAUCUCCAUCGCUUCCACCCCUUUUUCUAUCUUAUUGCCUAUUGCAUACUGAAAUUGACUUAAUUUAUAAUGGCUACUUGUAAUACAAAACUGUUCGCUUCACUAUACAUCACUACCAAUGGUGGUGAUACGCAUGAUAACAAUUUUCUCCUUUUCCUCGCGAUUCGUCAAUUUGAAAAGUCCAUUUUUUAUCCACUUCAAGAUAAACAAUUCGUACGAUAUACUGGUUAUGAUCGUGUUUGCAACAUUAAAUAACGCUCUUGAUCGCUUAAACAAAGCAUCCACCGCAAGCUAGAAGAAAAGAACAAGCAGCAAGGAAACAAAAAAAAUAAAAAUAAAACCAACAAACAAAUAAAAGAAAUGCCUUUCAGAUAUUACGCAUCUAUUUUACACCGAUUGCACUACAAAAGGGGUUGCAAGCAAGGGUGGAGAGAAAGGCGCUCAAUUACAUUUUGGACUCGAUUACAGUACCUUUUUACAGAUUCAAUAGAUUUGUGAGGCAUGGUGGGUUGUUUUUUGUUUAAUUUUAAACCGUUCAACACAACAAGUGUGUAUAAUACUGCAUGAAUCGAUGGAUGGAUGAUGAAAAAAGUACAUAUUUUGUUCGUAAAACACUGAGUGUUUUGGUUGUUUUAUUUCUUCAAUUUCGUUAAGAUACUGACAUACCCCCAUUUACCCAGCAACAUACAGAGCAACUGUGCCAAACUGUUAAACAUUACUUUUACUAUACGACUGUGCGUAUUCAAUGACUCAUAUUCCUAUCAUACGCUCAUCUUUCGCUUCUCUUUUCGCUGAAACGCCCACUGAGCAGUUAUCAAAAGCUGAACAACAUUACUCGUAAGAACAUGCAGCAUGCAGAUACAUUCAAUUUCAGAUUGCACUCUUCAAUAGAUAGCGAAACAUUUGUCGAUUUAAUACAAACUCCAAAGUAAACAUAAUUCAUACAAAUGAACCAAUAGUAACAUACAAAAAAAAGGAAAACUGUACACGCGCAGCUCAAAGGUCAAGUGUGGUGUGCGCCUUUUAGAAUAGAAAAAAAAGGAAAAAAGGGAUAAUGUGUAGUACGAAUACGGUUUGGCAGCAGUAGAUAAAUCGCAGAGAAUGACAUAGAAACAGUAGAAAAAAUAUGCAGGAAAACAGACAAAAAGAAGGGUAAAACAUAUUACAUACUUCCUGUUCAAGUAUUUGCCCUUUCGGUUGAGAUUUGGUUGACCUUAUUUCUAGCUGCCGUCGUAAUUUAUGAAAGAAUAUCAGUGUACAAAUAGAAAAUUGAACCUGCUCCCUAUUACUUCCUCAAUGGCAAUGUAUUUCUUUCCCUUGUUUUCUCACUCGAAUCUCGUCGUCGUCGUCCUUUCCCGAUCAAUGUCCGAUUGAUCCGGUUGUAGCCGCUCACUCCGUUGCCUUACUUCUUCGCAGCCGUACCAUGAUGAUGCCCCCCCCCCUUUUUCGGCGCCCGGCAUUGAUUUUCAAGGGGGAUCUUCUUUUCUAAACGUUAAGCACACAGAGCACAUGUAGAUAGAGAUUGGUUGGAGAUGGUAAUGAGAGGCACACAGGCCAACGAUAGCUGUGUGGAGCACAGCACAUUUUAAAUGUAUAAAUUUGUAGUUAGUGUUGCGACGCGUACUUCUCGAUAGCACAAUGUGGUGGGAAAAUUGUUCACAGUUGGAUCACAUGUUGGAAGAAAUUAUUUUAAAGUGGGAUAUCCUUUCACUGAUAUGGAUCCUAUUUAGCUGCUCUAGCGUGUACUUCUUAGCUAGAACCCACCCUCUCCAAGUACCUUUGUUACAAAAGAGUUUUGCGGCAAACAUUACGAAUUGAAGAUUAAUAUAGCAUAUAUUUACGCACGUUGACCUGAUUUUACAAAAAAAAAAAUAAAAGGAGAGAGACAAAAAGAAAUUCUAUUGUUUCUAUAUACACAAUAAGAUGCAUUCACUAUUAUUACAUGUGUGUUGUUGAUCUAACAAGCGAACGAAAGGAAGGUUAAAAUCAGUUAGAAUAUUAACUAAAACAUAACUAAAUGGUCUGAUAAGGGAAAUUGGGAAUAGUUUGUUUUUAUUUUUCUAGAUAAAAAAACGGGAUAUUAAAUGUUAACGAGUAAAGAAUCUGAUAUGCUGGUAGGGCGGUAAUAGUGUGAUACAAGGGCGUAAAUAACUAGCUGUCAGAAUACCGUGGUUGCCAUGGUAGCUGAAAAAGGCUUGCGCAUGGUUUUUGGCUCAGUGCGUAUAGCAUCAGUUGCGUGUCUCGAUCGUAUUACCUAGCCAGGGACGGCAUUGUAUAGAACAGUCAAUUAGUGUGCGAUUGCAAAAAAAAAAGAAGUGUGUGUAAUUUUCUUAUGAAAGUAGCACAAAAUCACAUAAAAUUAAAAAGGAAGAAAAGAUAAAUGUAGCAACGUCAAACAAACAAAGACAUGUAGAAUGGUAAAAACGAAAGGAAAAAAAAAAAACGGUCAAACAAACGAAAUAGAAAUGUAAAGAAUAAUCUUUACCAAUUAAAUGCAGUUCGAAGAAUUGUUUGAAACCAAUUGGCGUGUGUUUCUGUAUCUCUCUCUUUCUCUCUGUGUAUGUGUGUUUUCAUCGUGCACAAAAUUACACAUUUACGAGGUAAUAUUCCUACCAAACUGGCAAAUCACAGUACUCUAGCAUCAAAGUGAGCCAUUUCCUCAAUGCCGGAGUUCGGAGUAGCUUUUUAUAUUUGCAGUACGCUCGGUGGCAACAAGAAUGGGACAAAUAAUAUAUAAAAAAAACACACACUCUCACAAUACACAAGCAGCAGAACCAAUGCAUAACAAUUGUUUCUUUCCCUACUCUCUAUCCAUUUAUCUCUAAACCUUCCCGUUUUUUAUCACACUUCAUUCAACUUUCUACAUUCAAACACAAGUACAUGGCAGAAGAAGUAUGUGAUGAAAUAGUGCAUCUCUAUAGAAUGAGAAAAUAAAAUAACAUAAAUCUCCGCUGUCAAAAUAGAAACAAAAGAUAAUGAAAAAAAAAACACAAUUAAAACAUUAAACAUAAAUAAAAGGCGCCCAAAUCAUGCCAAUGUUCUCUUUCUCUACCUUUUUCGUACCCAUAGAGAUGAUGAAUCUUAAAGUGUGUGUGUGUGUGUAUAAGUGUGUGAUAGGAUAAAAGAGAGAGAGAGAGAGAGGAAAAAAUAGUAGCAAGUAGAAGGACCGUACCAGACGAAUGGGAUGAAUUCAACCACAACAAACGUACACUGCUGCAAACAGGGGUAGUAGUGCUAAAAGUGACGAAUAAUGCGGGUGCUAUUUAAAA
Anopheles arabiensis is the source of this 10190-nucleotide messenger RNA. RefSeq lists its product as uncharacterized. Gene Ontology annotation, cellular component: nucleus; cytoplasm. The record is from RefSeq and is a predicted model, not a curated record. Gene Ontology annotation, molecular function: cAMP response element binding protein binding. The coding region runs from base 1962 to 4253 and encodes 763 amino acids. Gene Ontology annotation, biological process: protein homotetramerization; positive regulation of transcription by RNA polymerase II. NCBI's taxonomy places the organism in Eukaryota, Metazoa, Arthropoda, Insecta, Diptera, Culicidae. The transcript is spliced from 17 exons.